GCCUUUACCCGGCUGUGGCCUUUACCCCGCCGCGGCAUCCCGCAGCCCCGGCCCCGCUGCCGCGCCCUCCCCAUCCCCACCGCCAUCCGCGGGUGCCUCUCGCCUCCCCCGUGAGCUGGAGGACGAGCCCCCACCACCCGCACCGGGCAGGGAGCACGUUCCCCGAGGCGCUGCCGGCCAAGCUGCUGGCCGAAGCCACGUCUCAGGCGUGCCGGGCCGCGGCACGGGUUGGCAGCGCCAGUGUGGUGCCGCUGCCAUGGGGAGCAGAGCCUGUCUUGUGCCCACCCCAGCAUGGUGGGGCAGCCCUGCAAGAUGGGCAGGGAGAAGCUGCCUCGCAGGGGUGAGCAGGGCAAGAGGGAGUGGGGCCAUGUUUUCCUUGCGCUUCGAAGCCCAGUUAGUGGGUGGGCUCGGGCAACUGCCCAAGGGGCCUGUGGCUGCCGGUGCUUCAGGGGUUAAAUCAAUGCACCACAAAUUGAGGAACAAGAUUAAGGAAUAAGGGAUCCUACUAAAUUCCUCGUGAUCCCAAGCCAUGAGUCACUCUAGAGAGCAAUAAGCCGGGAGGCGAGACCACCAUCACUGGACAGAGUGGCAAAGGAGCACAGCGCCGUGGACUCUGGCUUCCUGGCGAUGGAGAGCAGCUCUUCUUCCACUUCCCCCUUCCCUGCCAGUUCCCCCACUGUGCCGCUGGAGAAUGCCACUGCCCACGACUACUACUCCAGCCUCCAGAAGAGCAUGCACAUCCUCUCCAUGGUGGUGUAUGGCAUUGCCUGCCUGCUGGGGGUGACAGGCAACGGCCUCGUCAUCUGGAUCACUGGCUUCAAGAUGAAGAAGACGGUGAACUCUGUCUGGUUCCUCAACCUUGCCGUUGCUGAUUUCAUCUUCACCUUUUUCCUGCCCCUCAGCAUUGCCUACACCGCCCUGGGCUUCCACUGGCCGUUUGGGAAGCUCCUGUGCAAGCUGAAUAGCACCAUCGCCUUCCUCAACAUGUUCGCCAGCGUCUUCCUCCUGACGGUCAUCAGCAUGGACCGCUGUGUUUCAGUCGCCUUUCCCGUCUGGUGUCACAACCGCCGGAGACCGGAGCUGGCGGCCAGGAUCGCGCUGGGGACGUGGGUCCUGGCUCUCCUCCUCAGCUCCCCGUACCUCGUCUUUCGGGACACUGUGGUCAGUUCCAGGAACGUCACCACCUGCUAUAAUAAUUUUGCGCUGUCCGACGACUACACGACCGAGGGAACGCGGAGGCUGUGGAGGGUGCGCCACAAAGCCAUGAUCGUAACGCGGUUCUUGUGUGGGUUCCUCAUCCCUUUCACAGUGAUUCUCAUCUGCUACAGCAUUGUUGCUGUCAAACUGAAAAGGAGGCAGUUAGCCAACUCUGCGAAGCCGUACCGAAUUAUCAUUGCUGUCACCGUCUCCUUUUUCCUCUGUUAUUUCCCCUACCAUGUCUUCUCCUUGCUGGAAAUAUCCAAAAAUUCUUCCAGCCAUGAGAUGAAAAUGGCCCUUUACAUAGGGAUCCCCUUGGUUUCCAGCCUUGCUUUCUUCAACAGCUGUAUCAACCCCAUCCUGUAUGUAUUUGUGGGGCCAGAUUUCAAGGAGAAGUUUUGCCAGUCCAUUCUGUCCACCUUUGAAGGGGCCUUCAGCGAGGAGUCUGUGCUGGGUAGCCUGGCCAGCAGGCGAAAGUCCAGGUCUGCUUCGGAAGCAGAGAUCCCAAGGGUCUGAGCAGGUGGGUGCUGGUGUGGAGGGGCAGCUUCUGCUCUCUGCAUUUUCCCCUCAUUUCUGAGCUGCAGUUGUAGGACUGGGGACUACAAAGGGCUGUGCACGCUAGCAAAAUGUGACUUGACAUUUUGGAGGUAUCUCAAACUUAUGGUGACUUAAUAUAUUAUGAAAAUGAAACAACCAUCUGGAGCUGCAACAGGGUGGGAAAGUCAAAGUACAUUUUGCUCCUUGUGCUACUUCUGUGGCUGUUUCCCUGUAUCUUUUCCAUCCCCUCUGGUCCAUCAUACAAUGUCUCCCUGGCUGGCCAUGCUGAGGGCAACCACAGCCUGGGUGGUGGCUGCAGUCCUCAGACGUGGUUGCCUCAGCGCUGCUGAUGUGUUACAGCUUCCAGUUUCUUACAGACCACCCUUCACAUAAAAUGCACCAGACUUGUGGCUCGGUUGGCAGAGCUCCCUUUGCAGUCCUCUCCUCCUGGCUCCCAAGGAGGGAGCUCUCAGGUGCUCUCCAUGCUGCCCAGCUGGGCCCAGGGUCACCAGGGUGGCAUUUGGGAACAAAUGCUAUUUGCAGCUCCACUGGGUUCAUCUGCCUACAGUGCAUUUGCACGUGGCGAGCUGAUGGGAGAUCUUCUGUGCCCUUGCCAGACUUUCCUGGCAGCUCAUCUUGGUGGGGCUUCCACCGUGAGGCAAAAUGAGUGCAGCUGCAGUGGUGGAAUACAGCUGUGCUGGAGGUGUAUGGCUGUGCUGGCAUUUUGGCUGUCCAGAGGAGAGGAGGGUGGGGAGAGCUCUUCCCAAAGUCCCUUGUAAUUAAAUCAGUAAAGAAAAUACAGAAGUCCUUUCCCAUGUAUCAUUCCAGUUGACAAAUGGGCUGCUAAAGCUUAAGGAGAAAAUAAUCUUUAAAAAGCAGCACGAAUUUGCAGUGGAAUCCCUUGAAGGCACUCCCACACAUGUAUCUUUUAAACAAACAGGGUUACAUGAACUCGCUACAUGUGUUUUUGUAGGGUCUGGAAUAGCUAGUAAGACACUCAUCUUUUCUCUGCCCAGAUGUGUGGCAGGGCAAAUUACUGAUUGUGCUCCCGUUACUCUGGUUUAAAGUUUAUACAGCAUAACUGUUUCUGAGCAAUGCUUGUCUGUGUCUGUGCUUGCCGUGUCUGCAGCCCUGAAGUAGUGGGGAUCCAACCUUUUGUACUGUUGGUGAACAAAUACCAAACCCCAUUAAACAGAUGUAAAAUGUA
Colius striatus (speckled mousebird) is the source of this 2941-nucleotide messenger RNA. RefSeq names its product chemerin-like receptor 1. The record is from RefSeq and is a predicted model, not a curated record. The coding region runs from base 628 to 1713 and encodes 361 amino acids. Gene Ontology annotation, biological process: complement receptor mediated signaling pathway; phospholipase C-activating G protein-coupled receptor signaling pathway; inflammatory response. Lineage: Eukaryota; Metazoa; Chordata; Aves; Coliiformes; Coliidae. Gene Ontology annotation, molecular function: N-formyl peptide receptor activity; complement receptor activity. The transcript is spliced from 2 exons. Gene Ontology annotation, cellular component: plasma membrane.